Colletotrichum godetiae is the source of this 603-nucleotide messenger RNA. RefSeq lists its product as uncharacterized. Bases 1 to 603 code for a protein of 200 amino acids. The record is from RefSeq and is a predicted model, not a curated record. Lineage: Eukaryota; Fungi; Ascomycota; Sordariomycetes; Glomerellales; Glomerellaceae. The transcript has a single exon.
AUGACCCAAACAAGCCAGCGAAGAAAACGCCAGGCUGAAGAGGAUGAAGAGGAAUAUCCAGCGACGCCUAUCAAGAGAAGUCGCGGAGAUGAUGGUUCAUACUUCCAGUGGCUAUGGACACCACCUCGACCGCCAUCACGGAAAACCUCCUCGUCAGGUCUAUGGAGCAACUCCGUCCCAGACGGCCUAUUCCUCACCCGUCAUGACGCGCCCCGUUCCUUUUCUUUACCCCCGGAACCCACGUCAAGACGGCCCCGUCGCCGGGGCGCCAUCUCAGUAACGUCCCCAUCACCCAACGAGGUGGAUCGACAUCUCGCGCGGCAACUCCAGCAGCAGAUCGCCGUCAUCCGGCUCAAGGUAGCUGAGAGCCAGCAUCAAGCACAAGACGAUGAUUGCUGCGAAGAUGACGGCGAUGGAGACAAUGUCCACAACGAAAGGGACGUUGAUCAUCUACGACGUGAACUAGAGGCCGUGCAGAUCGACGCUUCCCUACCGUCCAUCCUGGGCAUCGCGAUAGACUUUGACCAAAAGCUUUGCCUCAGUUCCUCCGGUUGUUCGUCAGAUAUCACCUCUGAGCAUCGAGGUAAGCGACCAGGCGUUUGA